CGAGCGGGUUUCUCUGAAUCUGCGCGGAGUUUACACACUCAUGACCGCACGCGCGCCUGCACACCUGAGCGAGGGACGAACAGCCGUCUCCACUCGCCAGCUCGCACAACCCCGCGCGGAACCACGUCACACCGAACGUAUCUGAACCAAACUUGGAGGAUUAAAGGGAGAGGUUGAUCAUUGGUCGUCUGCCAUUGCUGUGAGGGAGGGGCAGUUCUCGAAUGAAGCCCGCUACUGUGAUGGAUCUCAAGGUGGAACCGGUGCCUGUGGACGAACCCCCUCCGCUCCAGGUGUUCGCACACAUGUCAACGCUGCACGGCAUCGCACACAUCUUCUCCUACGACAGGAUCACAGCGAGGUGCUGCCUGUGGCUGCUCUUCUUCCUCAGCUCCGUGGCGUUCCUGCUGUGUGUGUGUGUUGACCGUGUGCUCUUCUACCUGGAGUAUCCACACGUGACCAAACUGGAUGAGGUCGUUGCGCCUGCCAUGGUCUUUCCCGCCGUGACAAUCUGCAACCUGAAUGCCUUCCGCUUUGGCAGGGUCACUCGCAAUGACCUGUACCACGCCGGGGAGCUGCUGGCACUGCUCAACUCAAGGUAUGAGAUUCGCGAUGUUCACCUGAUCGAGGAGAGUGUUCUGGAGGCUCUGAAGACCAAAGCUGACUUCCAGAACUUCAAGCCCCGGCCCUUUAACAUGCUCGAGUUCUAUAACCGAACGGGUCAUGACAUCAAAGACAUGCUCCUCGCCUGUCAGUUCAGGGGGUCACCGUGCCAGCCCGAAGACUUCAAAGUGGUGUUCACGCGCUACGGGAAGUGCUACACGUUUAACUCUGGUGAGACUGGACCGCUGCUGGUCAGCAUGAAGGGAGGGAUGGGGAGCGGACUGGAGAUCAUGCUGGAUAUCCAGCAGGACGAGUACUUACCUGUGUGGGGAGAGACAGAUGAGACAUCUUUUGAAGCGGGGAUUAAAGUUCAGGUACACACUCAGGACGAGCCGCCGUUCAUCGAUCAGUUGGGUUUCGGAGUUGCUCCAGGGUUCCAGACCUUCGUGUCCUGCCAAGAGCAGCGGCUGAUGUAUCUGCCCCCUCCGUGGGGGAACUGCAAGGCGAGCCCGCUGGACUCUGACUUCUUCACCUCCUACAGCAUCAGCGCCUGCCGCAUCGACUGCGAGACUCGAUACCUCGUGGAGAACUGCAAUUGCCGCAUGGUGCACAUGCCCGGUGAUGCGCCGUACUGCACCCCUGAGCUGUAUAAGGAAUGUGCAGAUCCGGCUCUCGAUUUCCUGGUGGAGAGGGAUAACGACUACUGCAUGUGUGAAACUCCAUGUAACACCACUCGCUACAGCAAAGAGCUCUCCUUCGUCAAGAUCCCCAGCAAAGCCUCCGCCAAAUACCUCGCCAAGAAAUUCAGCAAAUCCGAGAAGUACAUCGCAGACAACAUCCUGGUGCUGGACGUCUUCUUCGAAGCUCUGAACUACGAGACCAUUGAGCAGAGGAAAGCUUAUGAAGUGGCAGGUCUGCUGGGUGACAUCGGAGGACAGAUGGGACUUUUCAUUGGAGCGAGCAUCCUCACCAUUCUGGAGCUUUUUGACUAUCUGUAUGAGGUGGCAAAAUACAAGCUCUGUCGCUGUUCAGACAAGAAGAAUCAGAGCAGCAGCGCUGAUCACAGCACCGUACUGGGGCUCGAUGAUGUCAAAUGUCACGUCAGCAACUUUCACUAAAGACAUCAAGCCUGCAUCCUGGAAGGUUCACUGAGUUGCUGUUGUCAAUAGACUGAGCUGUCCGUUUACAUUGUCACCGUGGCUACGCAUUGUAGAGUUCUAUAGAUUGUCCUAGAAUCCUUUCAACCCUCUUUUCUAUACACAAAGAUGUGAACAUGUUCAUUUUUACACGUGCUAAAAACUUUGACAUGCAGCUUUCCAGUAAGCGUUUUAGAUUUCACUUUGAAAAAGUUUUAGUGGGCAUCCGAGAAACAGACACACAGUGAAAUGACAGUGAAUUGGCUAUGCAAUGGAAAAGCAAGAGGACAGCUUGAGAGGUGUGUUUGUUUUUUUGUGUUUUCUGGUGGUGUCUUGUCUUGAGAUGGAUGUGCAGUGGAUGAGAAUUGCAAAAACGUGCACGUAACAUGGCCAAGCCAGCGUAAGAUCUGCAGUCAGUUGGGUCUGAGGAGGCUCUCUCAACAAACCUCUAGAGCUCAGCAGUGAAGUGUUUAUGUGAUUUAUUGUGCCAAAACUAGCCACACAAAGAACAACUCAGCAUUUAUAAUGCGUCCAAUCUGGACUAUGUUUCAGUUUUAAGCACAUGUUGUGGUUCAUUAAAGGAAUCCGCCAGCUUUGUUCAUCCUAAAUCAGCUUAACUGCUGAACUCUGCUAUCCCAUUAAUGAUAUUGUUAUCAUUUAUACUACAUUUUAUAUAAGACUUGAUUCACAUUGAUUCAUGCCAUUAAAAGUGAAAUGUUUAUGUUAUUAUAAAUGUAUUGUGAGUUAAUAGAUAACUAGUCGAAAGUGACGCUGUUGUUGCCUUUUCCAUUCACAAGGUUUCAGCUUUGAUGGUCACCAAGAAGGCUUUGUAACAGACUGGACAGCAAUAGCAUACUUGGCACUAACAGACAAAACAUCGCUCUAGAACCAAUUUGUGUCUGGAAAACAGACUGAGGACCAGCAGUAAUUGUGUAUUAACAUUUCGAAUUUCCAUACAUUUUUGUUUUACAUGGUCAGGUUGAAAUUUAAACAUACAGAUUCAGUCUGCUUUGCUAAGUGAUUGGAAACCCCUGGCCUAACUGCAUUUUUUACACUGUAAAUUUGCAUGACUGGUUCUUUCAGAGAUGGGACUAGUUUUUGUUGAUUUACCAACAAAGUCAUGUGAUAGGUGAUUUCGCAGGCUCAACCUACUUGCCUUUUGUAGCAGCUUUGGGGCUCCAGAACUAUCACAGAUUUAGCAUUUAGUUCAGCCAUACAAACUCUGAUAAUGCUCAUUUCUGCUAGCACCACUAUGGGAGUCUAGUAGUAUGUUACACUAAGAUGACAUUUUCUGGCUUUUCUAGAUUAAACACAGAUAUUUGAACCUUGAAGCAGAAGACAUUCCAUGUUUUAUUUGAAGCUUUAAUAUAUAUUUGAACUCAUAUGUAGCCUUUUUACAGUGACUCUUUUGGUGAAGAGCCCUGCUGCCGACGCUGUUUUCCAUUUCUAUACAGCUGAUAGAAACACAUCAGUCAGGCUACUUCUUUAAGAAGAUCUUCCAGAAGGUCUAGAGUAACAUAUCUUUUAGAAAAUUGGCUCCAGCGAUCAGAUUUGAUGAUCAAAAUGUGAUUGGUUACCUUUCCUGUUAAUUCAUAAAUAUGUUGGUGGUUAAUAAUCUAAUAUAAAACACCUUCAGUUCAGCGCCUGAAGUCCUAGCCAGUGGGAGAGAUUGGUUAGGACCUCAGAUACCAGAGAAAAAAGGGUUCAUGGAAUUCAGUAACUGCCCAUAUUAUAAAUUCAUUUUGAGUCACGAUGUUUUCAGGGCAAUGUGUAAAAAUUACUGUCUAUGAUGAUAAUCUACAUAAUGUAGAUGCAGCAAAAAGAGAUGAGGUUGAAAAAACGCUGGUGUGUUCCUUCAAUGAACGCUGAAAUAAAUCUGGCUUUAUAAAGUUCCGACCUGACUGCACAGGUGGGACUGUGAGGCUGCUUGCCUAGUCGAGCUGCCUGCAGAAGUGUUGUGAGAAGAACUACAGCUCACACAUACACACUGAAUGCUCUGCCGUGGGCUGCUGUAUGAUGCCAUUGGUCCACACCUGCUCCAAGAGUGAGAGUGAACUGGACAUUUGCCCAGUAGCUUUGCAUGAGAGCGCUCGCCUUAUGUAUGUAACAAUGUAUUUGUCUGUUGGCAUGUUUGUUGUAAGAACGGUAAUGUGUAUAUCUGUGUGCGUGCAUGAGUGUGUGUGUGUGUAUGUGUGUAUGCAUGGCUGUAUGCGUCUCAGUGUGUGUGUGCACUGUAAAAAAUGAAAGUUGGCUUUCCUUUGAGUCUACUUGACACUGACGUUCACCCAAUUCAACCAACUUAGGUAAAGUACUGUAUAUAUAUAUAUAUAUAUAUAUAUAUAUAUAAUUGUUGUUGUUGGAAUGAUAUGUAAAUAAAUAUGUAUGUUUGCAGGAGAAAAAGUUCUUAACUUUCAAUUUAUGUUAAUGUAUCAAGAUUUUAUUCAAAGUCAUUUGGACCAUUUCUAAUACUCAGUUAGUAGAUUUAACACAAAUUUAAUGACGAAUGGUUUUGUUCCAGCAGCAACAGUACACAUAUAAAGCUUUUACUCAGCUUCCUCACUAACCAUGACUCGUUAUUGCGCAAUCAGCCAUUUCCUCUUCUUGGGUCUCCCACUUAUGGAUGGCUGUGGCAUCGCUGGGGCUCAAAAACAUUUUUCUUGUGACUUUUCUAUGGAGUACCAAACCAGUCAUAAUUCAUGUUUCCUGAGCAUUUUCAGACCUCUUUUUAGCUCUAAUAAUUCAACAGACUGCUUCUAGAACUGUCCCUUUAAGGCAGAUACAUUUAAAUGCCUUUCCUGUAUUUCAGAACGUGAAAAAAGUUAAAUGGGCCCUUUAACUAAGCAAAGAAUUUGGAAAUGUUCAUUUUAGUUGGUUCAACACAAUCUACUGGUGCUACAAACUCAAAAAACAUAAAUAUCCAAUUUUUGUAAUUCAGUUUUAAAUCAUUUUCACUUGCCUAAAACUUUGAGUUAACCAAACAUCAAAUAGUAGAUUAACAAAACAACUGUGUCUUAGUCAGCUACUCAGUCAGUUAACUUGUUGAAGUAAGUUACCUAUCGAAACACCUCUAGUGGUGCACCUCUAGUGGUGGCCUCAAUCAUCCAUAACUGGUAGCCCAAGAAAGGAUAAUGUCUAGUGACCUUAUUUAAUAGACAAGUGUCUGGAUGUAGGCGACAUCAAUGUUAAGCCACUCUUGCAUCAAAGAAUUAUAUAGUGUGGCCAGAUUUCGUGGAUGCCUUCCCUGGAGUCUUGCUUGCUUUUCCAGGUAGUUCGGGCCAGUCCAGAUGUGUGAAGCUCAUCAGUCACAUUUGCAGCCCUGGGAUUGUAAGAAUCAUUAAAUAAAGGGAUAGGAAUGUUAUGUUUCUCAGUAAAUUGAUGAGCAAAAAGCAAAACCUGGUUGUCCAGCAGCUCAAUGUAGGCACUGUAGUUCAAAUCUGUGACCUCAACCAAACCAUGAACAGUCCAGUGUUUCUGUCUCUUCGUCCACUGUAACCAGGCAACUUUGAGAGCAGAAGUGAGCGAAGGCAUUGCAUGCAGCUUUGCUCCAUUGAGUUUCAGAAAUUGGUUGUGAAAGACCUGCGUUGACUUCUGGAAGCAAUUCUUGCCUGGAAGCAAAGCGAAUGAAACAUGCCAGCGGUCCCUGUCCGUUAGUUUUGUCUUUUGUCUUUUGGAUUUUUGAAACUGCAGGUUGACCCAUAUGGCCGUACGCUUCGAUACACCUCCAAUUACAGCUACUUCCUUCACACUGUGGCCUUUGGCACGCCCAAAUACAAUCACACCUUUUUGCCAAUCAUUGUCAUCUGCUUUGCCACCCAUUUUCCACACAUCAUGCAAGACAUUCACUGCACUUUACCACUCGUCUCAAUCUGUGAAUCCUGCCAUAUGCAGGAGCCUAAAGUUACUAUCCCCUUAAGCACGCAAGGUGACACAUUUUUUGUCUGGGGAGCUUAUUUUGCAUCGUUUUGGGCAAACUGGAAACUCAAGUUGAGUUAUUUAAAGAAAAGCUGUACAACAAUCGGACCUUCCAUUUUUUGCAGUGUGCAGGGGUGCCAGCAUUUGUGUGCGUUUCUGUGCAUGGCUGUAUGCGUGCAAGUACGUCCAUGCAUGUGUGUAUAUCCGUGGUUUGUGUGUCAUGUCCUGCAGGGCAGAUGAGUAUUUUUAAAUGACAAAGAGAGAUUAGAUUAUUUUCAUAGUUUAACGCCGAGCCACACCAAGAGAAAGAUUUACAGAAUGUGUCAAAUGCCUGCAUAUAGGCCGAUCUCCAUGUUCAGUCGUAUUAAUAGUUCGGUAUGAUUUAUGGUGUAUUUGCAUUCUUCUACCUCCUAGUUGUUUGUGAUGAUGAAUUUAGGUGCAGUGUUUGCGGACUCUUCUUUCUCAGCCGGACAGUGGAGUGUUGAUAUGCUCGUGUUAUAUUUGUUUUAAAAUCUGAAUGGUCAAAUCACAAGAGAUCUAGUAAAAUGUACAGCGGCUUCAGUAACCAGGAUUUCCUGUUAAUAUUAUUAUUAUUAUUAUUAUUAUUAUUAUUAUUAUUACUACUACUAUUAUUACUACUAUUAUUAUUAUUAUUAUUAUUAUUAUUAUCAGUAUCUGUAUUGAUUUGAUGCUUAUCAUGUGGCUGUAUUG
Pygocentrus nattereri (red-bellied piranha) is the source of this 6359-nucleotide messenger RNA. RefSeq names its product acid-sensing (proton-gated) ion channel 1a (gene asic1a). The record is from RefSeq and is a predicted model, not a curated record. Gene Ontology annotation, cellular component: membrane. NCBI's taxonomy places the organism in Eukaryota, Metazoa, Chordata, Actinopteri, Characiformes, Serrasalmidae. The transcript is spliced from 11 exons. Gene Ontology annotation, biological process: sodium ion transmembrane transport. The coding region runs from base 222 to 1718 and encodes 498 amino acids.